AUGCGUUCUCAAGAUGUUUCGCUAGUCAGCCCUUUUGGGGACUCUAUUUCACCAGAGCCCGACCUACUCGUGGCGGUCCUGAGUGUGGGCCGAAAAAGACACUUUCCACAGAUACCUGCGAAGCUAAGUGUAGAAGAAGACUCGCCUAAAGUUGAAGGCUACAAGAAGAUGGAGGCUGUCUUACUUCUUAAGAAACUUAAGGCCUGGAGUGAUAUCAAAAAGGUCUCUGCCUCUCAGCGAAUAAGAGCUGGCAAGGGCAAAAUGAGAAACUGUAGUCAUAUCCAGUGCAAGGGACCUUGCAUCAUCUAUAAUGAGGACAAUGGCAUCAUCAAAGCCUUCAGAAACAUUCCUGGAAUUACUCUGCAUAAUGUCAGCAAACUGAACAUUUUGAAACUUGCCCCUAGGGGGCAUGUGAGCCAUUUCUGCAUUUGGACUAAAAGUGCUUUCUGCAAGUUAGGUCAUCCAUAUGAUACUUGGCAUAAAGCUGCCUCUCUUUACAAUCUUCCCAGGCAUAAGAUGCUCAAUACAGACCUUAGCAGAAUCUUGAAAAGCCCAGAGAUCCAAAGAGCCCUCCAAGCACCACGCAAGAAGAUUCAUCGCAGAGUCCUAAAGAAGAAUCCACUGAAAAACCGGAGAAUUUUGAAGCUAAACCCACAUGCGAAGGCCAUGUACUGGAACACCAUUCUUUGCCAGGCCAACAAUCAUGAGCUACUGGUGGAUAAAGUAGCAGCAGCGCUAGAAUCCAAAUCAGAGAACAGCUACCACACAUUCUGA
Pteropus alecto (black flying fox) is the source of this 774-nucleotide messenger RNA. RefSeq names its product 60S ribosomal protein L4-like. Gene Ontology annotation, cellular component: cytosolic large ribosomal subunit; ribosome. NCBI's taxonomy places the organism in Eukaryota, Metazoa, Chordata, Mammalia, Chiroptera, Pteropodidae. The record is from RefSeq and is a predicted model, not a curated record. Gene Ontology annotation, biological process: translation. Gene Ontology annotation, molecular function: structural constituent of ribosome; RNA binding.